CACCCGCAGACACCACGACCUACGGCAUUCCACGACCCAUCACUGCCACCCCUUAUAUUUUCUAAAAGGCACCACGUCUAUAGACACCUUAAUUCUACGUUAGCCAGUUUAAUCCACUCGUUUACUUUCACCUUGAUCGACACAGCGACUGCGACUCCUCUGCUUGCAAUAGAUUAAUACCUACUGUACCAUCUCCAUCGCUUCUCUCGUUCGUCGACUUCAUCCGAUCCGAGUACCGUGACCAAGCGCUAAAAGGGCACGACCAACUCACACUCAGCAUGCAAAGAUGAAGUUCCGACUCCGACGGCUGAGUCUCCUGGCCUUCGCGCUAGGACUCAGUUUCGCAACCCUUUGCACGGCCGAGGCCGUCAACAUCCCCGCCGAUGCAUCUGUAUCUUCAUUACUCGCCUCCGGCAAAGCGGCGCGGGCUCGCGGAGCCAACAGCGAAGCGCUAGCAUACUUUGACGCGGCGGUGUCCAAAGACCCAACAGACUACCUGUCGCUAUUCCAACGAGGAGCCACCUACUUGUCAUUAGGCAAGAGCCCACAAGCGAGCGAGGACUUUGACCGAGUGUUGAAACUGCGACCUGGGUUUGAAGGCGCAUUGCUACAAAGAGCGAAGAUCCGGGCAAGAAACGGAGACUGGGCCGGCGCGAGACAGGACUAUGUGGCAUUGGGUGCACGAGCAACAGCCGAACUGGCCGAUCUCGAGGAGGCCGAGGGCGCAGCGCUUCUUGCGCAGGAGGCGGAAAAGAAGGGCGACUGGGAGAAAUGUAUCCACCAGGCCGGAAUUGCCAUCAUGACGGCCAGCACGGCAGCGUCGCUGCGGCAGUUACGUGCACGAUGUCGGUUCGAGCGAGGCGAGAUACGCGAGGGACUCAACGAUCUAGCGCACGUACUGCAGAUCCAGCCGGGCCUGGUCGAGCCACAUCUCCAGAUCUCGGCCAUGCAGUUCUACAGCCUGGGCGACACGGAGCGCGGGCUGGCGCAGGUCAAGAAAUGUCUGCACUCGGACCCGGACUCGAAGCCCUGCAAGACGCUGUUUCGGGAGGAAAAAGCCGUGGCCAAACAAAUCGACAAAGUUGACGCGCUAAUGGACAAGAAACAAUUCAACUCGGCGAGCAAGAUCUUGACUGGACGAGUAUCAACAACAACCAAAACCACGGCCGAAGACAACCAGGGCCUGCUCGCGGAAGUCGAGGCCAACAUUGCUGCCCACCGCGCCAGCGGGAUCAUCCACCCCCAGGCGCCGUCGGGACUAUAUAACGACCUACUCGAGAAAACAUGCCAGGCAUACAUGAGCAUGAACAACAUGAACAAAGCCUCCAAUUUCUGUCCGGCCGCCCUAAAAGCCAACCCAUCAUCCCUACCGGGCUUGUUAUAUCAAGCCCAGAAACAUCUGGACGACGAACUCCCAGACGCAGCCAUCUCCACUCUCCAAACCGCACGCGAUAAACACAGCCACGACUCGCAGGCCCAAAGCCUCAUCAACCAAAAGUUGCACGAGGCCCAAGUCGCCUUGAAACGCAGCAAAACAAAAGACUACUACAAAGUCCUGGGCGUGUCGCGCGACGCCGACGAGCGCACCAUCAAGAAAGCCUAUCGCACCGCCACCAAGAACUUCCACCCGGAUAAAGCCGCGGCAAAGGGCAUCCCCAAGGAAGAAGCCGAGAAGAAAAUGGCCGCCAUCAAUGAAGCCUACGAGGUCCUCAGCGACCCGGAACUAAAAGCCCGCUUUGACCGUGGCGAUGAUCCCAACGAUCCUCUUGCAGGCCAACAAGGCGGUCCUGGCGGUGGUGGUGGUGGCUUUUAUCAGCAAGGAGGCUCGCCUUUCGGCCCUGGUGCCGGUGGCGGCGGUCAGCAUUUCUUCUUCCAGCAAGGAGGCGGCGGCGGUGGUGGUGGUCAACAAUUCAAGUUCCAUUUCCCGGGCGGCCAAGGCGGUGGUCGUGGUGCUGGCGGUGCUGGGAACCCCUUUGCUGGUUUCCCUGGCUUUGGUUGAACGGAUUUGGCCUCGUGGUUUGUUUCUUUCCCCCCUUUCUUUUUGUUGUCGCCAGUUUUUUGGGGGGGAGGGUGGCUUGGCCGGGUAUUCUACGCGCGGCGUUCUAGAAGGACAAGACAAACUGUUUACAUAUGUACCUUGUUCAAGAAUUUGGCUUGCACGUACUGUACGUCCCUGUCCUGGUAUCCUUGCAGUGGUGCCCCAGCCUGAGUACUUACCCGGUAGCUACCUUAAGCUAUGGAGCUUUUCCUUUGUUUUGUGGCGUCCUGCGGUUUCGUUUCAUUUUGUGAACCAUUCAGAAUACCUUAAUGAUGAAACGAUGAUAUGAUAUGCCUAUCUCUCCUAUAGUACCUUUGAUUGUAUUCCAUUCCAAACUCUUGCUGCCAUUGCCGUGCUCGAUACCAGCAUAUCAAUUUGGAUCCCACUGCAUUGAAAUGGG
Molecule: messenger RNA, 2438 nt
Organism: Exophiala dermatitidis NIH/UT8656
Lineage: Eukaryota; Fungi; Ascomycota; Eurotiomycetes; Chaetothyriales; Herpotrichiellaceae
Product: DnaJ protein, subfamily C, member 3
Exons: 1
Coding region: 287-1999 (570 amino acids)
Biological process (GO): protein folding in endoplasmic reticulum
Cellular component (GO): endoplasmic reticulum
Molecular function (GO): protein-folding chaperone binding; misfolded protein binding
Source: RefSeq, a predicted model, not a curated record